AUGGACGGUCCCAACGACGCCGUCGUUCCCCUCGAACGUCUCGUUGCCCUCGAGCGCGAUAACGCGCUGAUGCUGUCUUACAUUCUCGACGCCCAUCGAUUAUCUCUCACGCUCCCACCGAACGCGACGAUCGAUGACGUCAAUUACGGCGCCGUGGACGUUCCGGGAAUGAUCGAACGAUUGCGAAGGAACGAGACGUACGACUUAUCGCGCGCUCUCACCGCGUCGGGGGCGGCGAGGGGGGCGGCGGAGACGGAGCAAAGAGCGCGGAAUAAAGAGCUAACGGCGACGGAGAAGGCGAACGAGACGGCGAGCUUGGAGCGCGCGAAAUCGAUGAAUCCGUUCGAAGCGAUGGCUGCGAAUACGAAAUUGGGGAGCGUGGGAGAAGCGGACACUUCUUCGGCAGCGCGAGAGAGCGCCGCAGCAGUUCGCGUGGACGCGACGUUUUUCAACUUGGACGAUGACGCGCCGACGACAGCGUACUCGGGCGAGCUCGCGCUUCCGGAAUUGUAUUCUAAGCUCAAUGACGCCGAACUGAGCGAGCUGGCGUUUGAAAUUGUGGCGACCAUAGAUUUGGACAGCGAGAUGCUGGAGGCGAUUCGCAUCGCGCUCGAUGUCGACGAAGACUGCGCGAACGCGGUUCAAAAGUAUGCGCAGGAACAUAAGUCUUCCGUCGCGGAGGAAGGUAUUUCGGCGCGUAUCCAUUUGAGAUCGAUGUUGGCCGCCGUGAAAGAGUUUACACUUCUCGAAGACGAGGCGUUUUACAAGAAAAGAUGUCGUGCGAUGUGCGAGCUGUUAUGGAGUCGCCAGUGCGACGAGCAAGUGGAGAUCAUGGAUGCGCGUGAUCAAGAUGACAAUGAGCCGAGUCUCACGGCCUCGAACGUUCUGUCAGAGAUUAAUCGAAUGUUGUGUCUUCCAGAAAUCGACGCGCUGUGGGUCGAAUCAGUGGCUGAAAUGAUCGAGUCCGCGCUCGAUUCAAAAUAUAGUUUCAGCUAUUCGGGCAUCUUCGGCAUCAGACUGUACGAGCGUCUCUUGAGGGUGAUGUUUGAUCAAGUGGAAGACUAUGCUCUUGCGUAUGACGCGCAGGAUUCUAUCAAAAGUUUAGAAAGAGUUGCGAGUUCGCUGGGACUGCCAGAUGAAACUUCCAGAGGUGCGAUGCUUGCAUUCGCUGUAGUGAAGCAGGCAAUCGUGGCGCUCGAAGAGGUGGGUUUGGACUAUGGAGACGAUACUUCACCAAUUUUCUCUCUGUUAUCGAAGGCGAGAGAGGGUUUGGAUCGCUCGCAAACGAACGUGUCUCCACAAAUCGCUUCCGCCGUGAACUCGCUCCUGUGUUGGAGCAUGUUCAUGUUGCGUGAUUUUAUGCACACUGUGACACCUCCGGCUGCUCAUGACGAGCAGAACGUACCGCGGAUAGAACCCGACGUGUUCAAUUUAAUCGUUUGUAUCGCAUACGAUUCGGCGAAAAUGUUGGGUAAGGAUGCGGAGGCUCUACUCAGGGAGGCGUGUAAACAGUCGGCACGCGCGGAAUACAAGCGCCUCAGAGCCACCGGCAUGGAAGAAGACAACGUAACAGAUGGAGACGCCACGAGCGCUUCCCUUCGAAUAAUUGCACAGCUCACUGCGAGCGCGGCGGACUCGUAUUCCGCUCAUCUCGAACGCCACAUCACGAGCUCUGUGGGAUCGAAUUCGCCCGUAACGGGAUGUUUUGCCGCUCAACUGGGUGAGGAUUUCAAAAAUGAUUUAUUCUCGUGGUUAGCGUCUGGACCCCGUCUGACUGCGCAGUCACUGGAGACUAUUUGGAGUGUUGGUGACUUGCAAAAUGCGUUAGUCGCCACCGGAGGUGACGCGGUCGAGCCGAUUAGAUUGGAAGAGCAAACGUCAAUACUCGUUUUCACAUGGUUGAAUGAAAAGAUUGACGAUUUGCACAAGAUAGUGGACAGAUGCAUCUCCGUUGAACGUUGGAAAACCAAAAACGAUGCCGCUCCUGUACCUAGUGCGGUGGAUUUUCUACGAGCCGUGAACGAGACUUUGGAUGGAUUUUUUGGCUUGAGAAUUCCGGCACAUGUCAGCGCUCUUCGCGCAUUGACAGAGGGCAUCGAUGCUGCGGUUGGUAAAUACGCCAACGCCGCUGUUCUAUCGCUUGGUCCGGCCGAUGACAUCGUUCCACCGGUGCCAGAGUUGACUAGGUAUAAGAAGGCGAUCGUCGACGAUCUUCAUAAAAAGUUCGUCGCGGCGUCUCCACCGAGAGCGCCGUUCGAAGAAGGAUGCGUUGGCGCAUCGACAGUGCGUUUGACGUCACUCAAAUUUCUUCUCGACAAGCUCGACUCGCUCGAGAAGGGCAUCAUAUCAAAGUGGAAUGAAAUGCAGCGCGUGGCGUCAAUGUUGAGGCACCCGAAUGCGCUACACGAGGUGCCUAAAGCGGCUUGGUUUGAAGAUUUGAUGGACUUGGCACGACAGUCGCUUCGAAGAGCCAUAGAUCAAGUGGCAAAUCAUAUGGCGUUCAGUGUCUUGUAUCGCGACUUAGGGGGGGCCGUGAUGCACAAUUUGUACGCACAUGGCGUGCAGCGUAGUGCACACAACAUUGGCACGGAGAUCCUACCUUACGUGAACGGUGUGUUGGGUUACGUCGCAGUGCGUGUGGACAGCAGCACUAGAAAUAUUGUGGCGUCUCACCUACUCCAAGCCACUGUCUCGGCGUGGAUGCGAGUGCUCCUGAACGGUGGUCCUGGGCGAGUGUACCGUCCCGAGGACGUCGAGUUACUGGAGGAAGAGAUGGAACUCGUGUCUGAAUUUUUCCUCGCCGGAGGUCAAGGUUUGGACUCAGUGGAUGUCGCCGCACGCAUCUCCCCGAUGUCUGCCCUCUGCACUAUCGUGAGCCUACCCACGGAAUAUCUAUGUGGACAGUACCUUGAGUUGGUCGAAAAAGAGAAAGAAGUUCCCCCUCGCGAGAGCGAUCGGGACUUUUACUACGACGUCUACACCGCUGACGUCACGCUCCGAGUCCUCUGUCACCGCGCCGAGCACGCGGCGUCCAAGUGGGUCAAGGCGCACUUCUCCAUAGGAAAAACCGAAGGUGGAUACUCUAUGUUUGGCUUUUAA
Ostreococcus tauri is the source of this 3099-nucleotide messenger RNA. Its product is annotated as Mammalian uncoordinated homology 13, domain 2. NCBI's taxonomy places the organism in Eukaryota, Viridiplantae, Chlorophyta, Mamiellophyceae, Mamiellales, Bathycoccaceae. The record is from RefSeq and is a predicted model, not a curated record. Bases 1 to 3099 code for a protein of 1032 amino acids. The transcript has a single exon.